Messenger RNA from Mesocestoides corti, 294 nucleotides. The record is from the annotation of a GenBank genome assembly. Lineage: Eukaryota; Metazoa; Platyhelminthes; Cestoda; Cyclophyllidea; Mesocestoididae.
AUGUACGGUGGAAUGAUGCCGAAUGGAAUGAUGGCUAAUGGGAUGAUGCCGCCCACACAAAACAUGAUGCCGCAGUACGGCUGUACACCCAUGUAUCAACCUGGAAUGAUGUCAACACCCACGAUGCAGCCAAUGGUUCCCUAUCAGAACGGAAUGAUGAAUUAUCCCUACCAGGCUGCGGCUACUCCUCAAGUCUGUACCUCACAGAUGAAUCCUUCGGCUACACCGACCCCUGUCUUCCAGUUUCAAAUCACACCUGGGAAAAAUUCUGCAACGAUGCAUGGUAGGAAGUGA